This is a messenger RNA of Austrofundulus limnaeus, 930 nucleotides long. It is a transcript of the gene llph, whose product is annotated as LLP homolog, long-term synaptic facilitation factor. The transcript is spliced from 3 exons. Gene Ontology annotation, cellular component: nucleolus. Gene Ontology annotation, biological process: dendrite extension. The coding region runs from base 100 to 480 and encodes 126 amino acids. NCBI's taxonomy places the organism in Eukaryota, Metazoa, Chordata, Actinopteri, Cyprinodontiformes, Rivulidae. Gene Ontology annotation, molecular function: RNA binding. The record is from RefSeq and is a predicted model, not a curated record.
GCAGCCAAUCACGAUACAGUUUCUACGUCGUACGCACGUGUAGUGAGCAGUGUGUAGUCAGCGAGCAAAGUAAAGCAAACUAGCCGURUCAUCCUCAGAAUGGCUAAAAGUCUCCGGAGCAAAUGGAAGCGAAAAAUGAAAGCGGAGAAGAGGAAGAAAAAUGCUCCAAAGGAACUGGCUCGACUCAAACAAGCGCUGAGUCUCGACAAGAAAGGAGAAGCUGAAAUGGCAGACUUGCAGGACAUCGCCACGGUGGUGCCUGCUGAAAAGAUCAAGAAGCAGACGGACGUUGAAAUGGCAGGAGAGGAGGAGGAUGACGGGAAGAUGGACUUGGAUAACAAGCGAAACCCCAAAACCCUUUUGGAYAAAAGCGGACAGUACCCCGUCUGGAUGAAUCAGCGGCAGAUCAAGAAACUGAAAGCCCAACGGGUGACRAAGAAAACAGGCAAAGUGAAGAAGAAGAAGGGCAUCGCCUGGUAGAACGGAAAACAAACACCUGUGCUUUAAAGACAGAAGAUCUGUCAGCUUUCUGCUGUUUCUUCAAUAGACUGUAACAUUCAUGGUUGUGCAACAGAACCUUAAAUAUGAAAUUUCUAUGAAGAAAUACYGGUUCUUGUGGAAUAUCAGCUUUAUUUUUGAGUUCAGAGCAAGUCUUGGAAACUUGUGUAAAAUGUUCCUGACUUCACAAAAUGACUAAAUGUUGGGGAAAAAAUUGGAUACAUUAUUUCUUGUUCUGUGGGUUGUAUUUAUACAGGUUUGCCUUAUUUCCUCCCCCAUCAUUGAAUCAUUUGAUUACAUUUUAAUAAUCCAGUACUGUAAUAAGGAUGCUCAAGUUAACUUAAUAACAAAUAGUUUGGUUUACUUGGAUUUAUUAUAAGUUCAAAAAUUUGAAUUGUUUAAUGUUGCCAAUAAUGACACUUUUCAUAUAAA